Benincasa hispida (wax gourd) is the source of this 833-nucleotide messenger RNA. Lineage: Eukaryota; Viridiplantae; Streptophyta; Magnoliopsida; Cucurbitales; Cucurbitaceae. The record is from RefSeq and is a predicted model, not a curated record.
GCCAUGUGCGUGUAUAUAUUAUAUAUACCCCUUUCCAGUUCUCAAGCUUCUUCAUUCUCCAAGUUAGGAAUUUUAACCAAAGCUCCAAAAACAAAUCUUGUGUAGCUACGGGCGGCAGCCAUGGCAGGUAAAUUCUUCAUAUUGUGUUUUCUUUUCUGUUCGGCGAUGGCCAUAAUUAGCUCGGCCAUGGCUUCGGAGGACUCGUUCGAAACCAGCCUGAACCCCAAAAUAUUGAAGCUGAAGAAAGAGAAGCUGACCCGUUUUCAUGUUUAUUGGCACGACGUAGUGGGCGGAAAAAAACCCACCAGCGUCCCAGUGUUGCGAGGCCUAGACAACGUCACAUUGUUUGGCCUCAUCAACAUGUUCGACAACCCCUUGACUGUUGGGCCUGACCCCAAAUCCCGUCUAGUGGGGAGGUCUCAAGGCCUAUACGCUUCCACCGCACAACACGAAAUUGGACUUUUGAUGGCUAUGAACUUCGCCUUCACUUACGGCAAAUACAAUGGCAGCUCCAUCACCAUCCUCGGUCGGAACCCGAUUCUCCACAACGUUCGAGAGAUGCCGGUCGUCGGAGGAACCGGCCGCUUCCGGUUCGCUAGAGGUCAUGCUUUGGCCAAGACUCAGUAUUUCAACUCUACCACAUUGGAUGCCAUCGUUGAAUAUGAUAUUUAUGUUUUGCAUUAUUAUUGAUGAAUAUUUCUAUUUACCCCAUGCGUUUUUUUCUUUCAAGUUUUACAUUUCUUUUUAUUUUUCACAACUCUCAAUAAUGUUACUGGCUACUUUUGGCAGGCUUUCACGUGAUUGUCUUUAUAAUAUGAUUCUUUUUUCGAGUU